AUGUAUGGUUGCGGAAACAAUGAAAUAUUAAUUUCAAAAGUUCUUAAAGAUCAACGUAAUAAAGUUUUUCUUUGUACAAAAUUUAGUAAUGUUCGUGGAGAAAAUGGGGAGUUCUUGGGUGUAAAUGGGAAGCCAGAAUAUGUUCAUAAAGCAUGCGAAAAAAGCUUACAAAGAUUAGGUGUUGACUGUAUUGAUCUUUAUUAUCAACAUCGUGUCGACUCUACUAUUCCAAUUGAAGAUACAGUUAAAGCUAUGGCUGAGCUUGUUGAAAAGGGUAAAGUUAAAUAUAUUGGACUUUCCGAGUAUUCAGCUGAUAUACUUCGACGUGCUCAUAAAGUUCAUCCAAUCGCUGCUGUUCAGAUAGAAUACAGCCCAUGGUCCCUUGACAUUGAACUUAAAAAAGCUUGUGAAAAACUUGGCGUUACAAUUAUUGCAUAUAGUCCAAUAGGACGUGGUAUUUUAUCAGGAAGAUAUAAAUCCAUAAAUGAUUUUGAACCUAAUGAUAUUCAUAGAUACCUUCCUCAUUUUAUGGGAGAUAAUUUUACUAAAAAUUUAGAUCUCGUAAAAGAAAUUGAAAAGAUAGCUGAAAAGGAAGGCGUUACUGCUAGCCAAAUUUGUUUGGCAUGGGUAAUGGCUCAGGGUGAAAAUAUUGUUGCAAUUCCUGCUACUAAAAAAAUUAAAUACUUGGAAGAAAAUGUUCAUGCUGCCAAUGUUAAUUUAAACACUAAAGAAUUAUCCAAAAUUCGAAAAAUUAUUGAUUCUAUUGAAGUUGCCGGACUUAAAUACCCUGAAGAGCAUCUAACG
Dentiscutata erythropus is the source of this 804-nucleotide messenger RNA. The record is from the annotation of a GenBank genome assembly. NCBI's taxonomy places the organism in Eukaryota, Fungi, Glomeromycota, Glomeromycetes, Diversisporales, Gigasporaceae.